Auxenochlorella protothecoides is the source of this 1641-nucleotide messenger RNA. RefSeq names its product Deoxynucleoside triphosphate triphosphohydrolase SAMHD1-like protein. The coding region runs from base 1 to 1641 and encodes 546 amino acids. The transcript is spliced from 10 exons. Gene Ontology annotation, biological process: dGTP catabolic process. Lineage: Eukaryota; Viridiplantae; Chlorophyta; Trebouxiophyceae; Chlorellales; Chlorellaceae. Gene Ontology annotation, molecular function: dGTPase activity. The record is from RefSeq and is a predicted model, not a curated record. Gene Ontology annotation, cellular component: nucleus.
AUGGUGGACCGGUGCGGUGAGGAGGGGCUGGUACCCCUGAGCCAGAUCGCCAACGACUAUUUUGAUGCCACCGCACCGCGCGUGACGGGUCCAACCAGCUUCGCGGGAGGGUUGCGGCCCCUUCAGCCCCCGGCCGCCCGCACACCUCCCACUGUCCCUCCCCCCCGCCAUGGUAAGCUCUUCAACGACCCGGUGCACUCCGCCUUCCGCCUCGGACCUGCCUGCACCGACAUCAUAGACUCGCGGCAGUUUCAGAGACUGCGGCGCCUGAAGCAGCUGGGCCUGACCUACCAUGUGUACCCCGGCGCCUGCCACAACCGCUUCGAGCACAGCCUGGGCGUCGCCCACCUCGCCUACCGCUUUGCCCGCCACAUCCAGACCAUCCAGGGCGACGAGCUGGAUGUGGAGCAGCGGGACCUGCGCAUUGUGGAGCUGGCGGGCCUGUGCCAUGAUCUGGGUCAUGGACCCUUCAGCCACGUGUUUGACCGCGGGUUUCUGGCGGCCAAGGGCAUCACCGACUGGGACCACGAGGCCAUGUCUGGCGCCAUGCUGGACCACAUCAUCGACACCAAGCACCUGGACACCAUCCCCGCCGAGGACGUGCGCAGCGUGCAGAGCAUGAUCACGGCCGCGCAUGGCGGGGUUGGAGCAGGGGCCGCGCCGCGCCGCGAGAAGCUUUGGUUGCACGAGAUCGUGGCCAAUGGCCGCAACAGCAUCGAUGUGGACAAGUUCGACUACCUGGCCAGGGACUCCCUGUACUGCGGGGUGAAGCUGUCCUACGACUUCAACCGGGUCAUGCAGUUCAGCAAGGUCAUCGAUGAUGAGAUCUGCUACCGCUACUCGGAGUACAUGAACCUGCAUGAGCUGUUCCACUCCCGGGCCAUCAUGCACCGCCAAGUCUACACCCACAAGAAGGCCAAGGCAAUCGAACUCAUGGUCGUGGAUGCGCUGCUGGAGAGCGACGCCGCCCUGAAGCUCUCCGACCGGAUCUGGGACCCCGCAGAAUUCAGCCUCAUGGACGACUCCAUCUUGGACUGGGUGGAGAACUACCGGCUCUUCGGAAACCUGUUCACCGUGGAGGACGAGAACAUUUGUGCCAUCGAGAGGGCGCAGGCCCUGAUCGACCGCCUGCGUCGACGAGACCUCUACAAAUUCUGCAACGAGGCUCUCAUCCCAGCUGAGGAUGUUGAGCGGGGCCAGUGGGUCCCCCCCACCGCGGCAGACGUGGUGAACUCGUAUCGUGGCUCGGGUGUGCGCAUGCGGCCGGAGGACAUAGUCGUCCAGGAGAACCGGAUCAACUUCUCCAUGCGCAAUCUGAAUCCGUUGGACAGCGUCCACUUCUUCGACUCCCUGGAGUCCACGCAGAAACGGGUGCUGCGGACCAACCAGAUCAGCUCCAUGGUCGCCCCUGUCUUCCAGGAAAACACACUCCGUGUCUACUCCAAGAACAGUGCGCCGGAGGUGGUGCAGGCGGUGCAGGAUGCUUAUGACGCCUGGCUGGUGAAGCGAUUUGGGGGCAAGGUGCAGACACUUACGCCCUCCAAGGCACCCCGACCCGCCCGAUGCGACACGGCACCCUCCGAGGACCUGCACCCAGCCGUUAAGAGGUUGCGGGCAGACUUUGAGAGCCCCACACUUUGA